Molecule: messenger RNA, 1056 nt
Organism: Tarenaya hassleriana
Lineage: Eukaryota; Viridiplantae; Streptophyta; Magnoliopsida; Brassicales; Cleomaceae
Exons: 2
Coding region: 277-903 (208 amino acids)
Source: RefSeq, a predicted model, not a curated record
UUUGAAAAAAUGUCCAUAAAUAAUCUAAAGGGCAACGAAGGGCAAAACGCGUGAUUGGAAAAUACAAACCAACUGCGGGUUUUCGGUUUUUUAUUUUCCGGUUCAGUAUUUGCUGACGUCACUCACCUGUAUAUAUACCACGUCCUGAUCGACUCCGGGAUACGCGUUCUAUUCUUGUCCAUCACGUUUCUCUCUCUUCUUUCUCUCUCUCUCUCUAGAAUUCAAAUUUCAUCUGUGAUUACUUACCUGAAACCUGAAGAAAUCGACGACAGCGAAAUGGGGGGAUGUGCAUCAGUUGGUCGAAUCGAGUUUGACUCGUCUCCGACGGCGAAGAUCGUGACGGUGAACGGCGACCUCCGGGAAUACAAUGUCCCGGUGUUGGCGUCGCAGGUCCUGGAAGCCGAAUCUAUGGCUGCUUCUUCACCUUCAUCUUCCUCUAGAUCUACUUCAUAUUUCAUCUGUAAUUCCGAUUCUCUCUACUACGACGAUUUCAUUCCUGCUGUUGGAUCGGAGGAGCAGCUUCAAGCGGAGCAGAUCUACUUUGUCCUCCCGAUCUCCAAGCGCUGGACCCGCCUCACGGCUUCGGACAUGGCGGCUCUCGCCGUCAAAGCCAGCGUCGCGAUCCAGAACGCGGCUGGGAAGGAAUCCCGCCGCCGCAAUAAGGGGCGGAUCUCGCCGGUGGUGGUGCUGAGUCAGACGAGCGGUUCGAACAGUGUCGCCGGGGAAUCGACGGUUAAAAAUGGGGAAUCGGCGGAGAAAACAGCGCUGGCAAAGGUUUCCGGUGGUUUCUCGAGAUCUGGAACAGUACUGAAAUUACCGAGAUGUACGUCUCGGCGAGCCAAGCUUGCGGUUAGUCCGUUUAGGCUGAGGCUUUCAACCAUUAACGAAGGCUCAGUUCUAUAGAUUAUUUCAUUUCAUUUUAUUUUAUUUACGCCUCAGGUUUUGGAGAGAGAAAACAGAAAAGGGUAAUAAUCAUACAAUUUUUGUUAGGUUUACUGUUGCAGAGAUGGAAUUGUCAAAUGAAAUUUUUUUCAUUUUUUGCAUAUCGUCGGAUAU